AUGGACAAGGUUGGGUCUGCCUCCACCGGCUCGAGCGGAGCUACAACAUCGUCUCUGCUUCUCGCAUUCGCAUCAUAUCAUACCUUUCUACAGAAGCUAUCACGUCGUAUAGCGCCCAGCAGCGUUUCCGGCCCAGCGCAGGACCUAAACACCUCCCUCCUCACAUCAGCCAUGCCGAUCGAAUUUCCCCGAGACAACACCUCCUCCAUCUCCUACCCAUCCUCCGAAAGCUCUUCCUCCGCCGCAUCAUCAACAGCAUCCUCGGAUGACGACAGGGAUGAAGAGUCCGCUAUGAUCCAGGCGGAAUGGGAAGAGUCGUUGAGGCAAAUGGAGAUGGUUUUGUCGAUUGUAAUUAUCCCGUUCUUUGGGAAGUGGUGGGGACGGAAAUGGGCAUACUGGGCGUACGACAGAUAUCUGCAUAUCGGACUGGGAAGAUCAUUCUUUGGCUUGAGAUGA
Molecule: messenger RNA, 456 nt
Organism: Dioszegia hungarica
Lineage: Eukaryota; Fungi; Basidiomycota; Tremellomycetes; Tremellales; Bulleribasidiaceae
Exons: 3
Coding region: 1-456 (151 amino acids)
Biological process (GO): mitochondrial outer membrane translocase complex assembly; protein insertion into mitochondrial outer membrane
Cellular component (GO): mitochondrial outer membrane
Source: RefSeq, a predicted model, not a curated record